This is a messenger RNA of Chinchilla lanigera (long-tailed chinchilla), 1320 nucleotides long. RefSeq lists its product as uncharacterized. The transcript is spliced from 6 exons. The coding region runs from base 247 to 1320 and encodes 357 amino acids. Lineage: Eukaryota; Metazoa; Chordata; Mammalia; Rodentia; Chinchillidae. The record is from RefSeq and is a predicted model, not a curated record.
GCUGCCUUCACUACAUGCCGUGUACUUUGAAUUUGGAUCACUAGAAGAUAACAACUGGAGCAAUCUACUACCAAAGAUACAAACCAUGGAAACCAGGGAUAGACAUUAGGCCCCCACAUCACACCCCAUGCUAUAAGGCCAUGAAAAUGCAAGAACGGAGAUAUACACGCCUGUGCUGGACAAGGAGAAAUCAGCUCUAGGAGCACACAGCGUGGUGGAGAAGACCCUACAAGGUCCAGGUUGCAGAUGAAGAUGGACUCAAAGGAGGGGAUAAGAAAGGAUAUGGCCUCGGAUAUAUAUGCAAAUCAAUUGUUCAGGUCUGAGAAAUCCGGUGGGGGGUCUCGGGCUUCUCUCACUGACCUAUUGCUGUACUCUGUGCGUGAAUGUGCUUGGCAAACCCUUCAGAAUGAGCGAGUUCUGGUAGCUUCUCUGCCUCUGCCUGUUGGCAACUCCAGAGGGACUGGUUCUUACUGGGGGAUCCACUGUUUCUCAGGGGAGGUUGGGAAUAGACUCAGGAAGGUAUCCAUGGCGACGGUCCAGAGACGGGAGCAGCGAGCGAGCCGCCCUGGAGAUGAGACAGCACUGGACCCGGACUGUGGGGUGCAGCUUGUUCACAGGCGUUCCCCUGGGCCCUACCAUCCGGCAGUCACCGCAACAAUGAGGCAGCACAUUGUUAAAUUGUUGUCAAAUGAGCAGCAAGACAAGGACGUGAAUCACCUUGCUGUAACCAUUAGAAUAUGCUCACUGAAGGAAACUGGGGGGAAAAAAGUGGCACUUGAAAAUUGGAAAAAAGAGGAAAAAUUAAUACUAUUUGCAAAAGUUGUAGUUGUCCACAUGGACUAUUUAGAGUACCAACUGAAAACUCAUCAGCAGCACCAUGAAAAUUCAGCAGAAAGCCCCAUGCCUCACCUAGCGCACAGCGGGUGUGAAGGUUCCCUCAGUGCUGUACGGUCUGCGGGGUUGAACACAGACUCCACACGGCAUCAUGUGUCCACCGUGACGGUGCCAUCCCCGCAGCUCCCGGAUGACUUUUCAACGUUGAAACGAGACAGGAGGAAAGGAAGACCUCUUUUGACACUGAGAGGCUUGGAAAUACUUCGCUUUUUUCCUUUAACACGUGAGCAGGCCCUGGAGCCAGUAAGGACUCAUGUUAAGAAACACAGCACCACAGCCUUUGGGGAGAACAAGAUGAAACUGGCAGGAAGAUACGGAGCCAUCUUCAGGCUAGAGAUGAAGAGGCCCGAAGUGGAGCACACAGUGCAGAAAGAGGGAAGAGCAUCUCAGCGGAGGGAUCAGCAGGACAUGGCGACCGCUGGAUGA